Messenger RNA from Eucalyptus grandis, 1297 nucleotides. Its product is annotated as ATP synthase mitochondrial F1 complex assembly factor 1. Gene Ontology annotation, cellular component: mitochondrion. Gene Ontology annotation, biological process: mitochondrial proton-transporting ATP synthase complex assembly. The transcript is spliced from 4 exons. The record is from RefSeq and is a predicted model, not a curated record. The coding region runs from base 210 to 986 and encodes 258 amino acids. NCBI's taxonomy places the organism in Eukaryota, Viridiplantae, Streptophyta, Magnoliopsida, Myrtales, Myrtaceae.
CUUGCUACCUGGUACUUGCUCGCCUAGACCGUGCAAACCCGUUCGACGAAAUUCCCUGGGACUACCUCGACGAGCUGAUCGCCCGACACCUCGCCUUGAUAGCUCGAUAUCAGAGCGACACUUGGUCCGAACAACGUUCGGUCCAAACACGAACGACGGCAUUCGUACAAAUUACAAGCGCCUUCCUCGCCCCGGUCCAGCACUUUGCAAUGCAGCGCUUGUCGUCGCGGACAUCGCGAAACAUUGGUUCUUCGCUGAAGCUCCUCCGCCGUGCGCCGUCACCCACAUCUCCCGCUUCCCCUUCUUCUCCUUCUUCUUUCGUGCCCAGAUGCGGCUUCGCUGUGUCGGCUCUAAACCUCCGAAAGACGCGGCAGCGAGCGAUCCCGGGCGAUUUCUCGAGAUGGGUUUCGCUCGGUUGCUGCCGAACGUCGAGAUUCGCCACUGGGUUCGCGCCGCUGGAGCGCAAGCCGUUGGAUUCGAUCAUGGACGUGGGGAGAGUGAAGGAUCGUUCGGCCGAGGAGAUAGCCUCGGCUUGGGAUGAUUAUCACCUUGGGCGAGGUCAUGUUGGCACCUCUAUGAAGGCAAAACUUUAUCAUCUGCUUGAGCAAAGAUCAGUUGAUUGCCGAUAUUUUGUCAUUCCUUUAUGGAGAGGAAGUGGCUAUGUAACAAUGUUUGCUCAAGUACAAAUGCCGCACAUGCUUUUGACCGGUCUUGAAGAUUACAAGGCAAGCGGAACUCAAGCAUCUCCUUAUAUGACCGUAACUUUCUACACGGAGUUCGCAGAAAGCAAGGACUUGGUUCUUAUUCGUGGAGAUGUUGUGUUCACCAGCAAGCUGAGCGAUGCAGAGGCAAAAUGGCUUCUGGAGACAACCCAGUCCUUCUAUUUGAACGAUACAAGGUACAAGCUGGUCGAGCGGUUCAACAAACAGACGCGGGAUUUUGAAUUCAAGGAUGUUUUACAAGCAUUGGACAUGCCCAUUCUGUAAUCUCUCAUUCUUUCCGGACGAGUUACUAACAGGGAAAUAAGAGUGGAGCUGGGUCGCUGACACCAACGAAUGCCAUACUGAUUAAUGGAGAGUAGAUGCAAAUUUUCUCCUCAUGAAUUUUCUGGUCUUUUGGAAUGGCGGGGCUUGUUCUUCUUAAUAAUUUGUAUCGCUAAUCUAUAAGUGGUCUUGGUAUCUCUCUCUGUCUCACACAAGAUUAUGGGGAGUGGAAUUUAUCUUUGCCUUUUGAUAAUUUGAAAUCUGUGAGGGAAGACAAUCAGCCAUGCAAAUUAGAAAAGUCCCACGUCAAAGAA